Oppia nitens is the source of this 1590-nucleotide messenger RNA. It is a transcript of the gene Cyp18a1, whose product is annotated as cytochrome P450 18a1-like. The record is from RefSeq and is a predicted model, not a curated record. Gene Ontology annotation, cellular component: intracellular membrane-bounded organelle; cytoplasm. The transcript is spliced from 5 exons. NCBI's taxonomy places the organism in Eukaryota, Metazoa, Arthropoda, Arachnida, Sarcoptiformes, Oppiidae. The coding region runs from base 1 to 1590 and encodes 529 amino acids. Gene Ontology annotation, biological process: xenobiotic metabolic process. Gene Ontology annotation, molecular function: iron ion binding; heme binding; oxidoreductase activity, acting on paired donors, with incorporation or reduction of molecular oxygen, reduced flavin or flavoprotein as one donor, and incorporation of one atom of oxygen.
AUGGCAAAUAUUUGGUUACAAUCAUCGAUAGCCACCACCGCUAGUAUACCACUCUAUGAAAUGCAAACUCUGGUCCCAUCUCUGGUCUUAACAUUGCCCACCGUUCGUCUGUUCCUUAUAUUUAUUAUUGUCCUAUUAAUUGUACGACUACUCAUCCAACGACCAAAUCUAUUACCACUACCUCCCGGUCCCCGGUCUAUACCAUUCCUUGGAUUCUUGCCAUUUUUGGGUCAAGAAUUUCAUUUAACACUCACACAGUUUUCCAACGCUUUCGGUCCAAUGUAUCAAAUAUUUCUCGGAAGCAAACGUAUUGUCGUUAUCAGUGAUUCACAUAUAAUCAGAAAGGCUUUCCGUCUCCAAGUCUUUUCCGGACGACCUGACACUGAGUUGACUAGAAUUCUUCAGGGAUACGGAAUAAUAAACUCAUCAGGGGCACUUUGGAAAGAGCAACGGGAGUUUUUGCACAGUGUGUUGAGAAAGUUGGGCGCAAAAAGCUUUACACACGGAAGGCAUAGUCUCGAGCAUAAGAUUCGGCCUCAGAUACAGGACUUCCUGUUAGAUCUCAGAUCAUGUGAUUCGCGUCCGUGUCGUAUCCGACCACUGUUGGCCUGUGCCGUCAGCAAUGUUGUCGGCUCUCUGCUAAUGAGUAUGACGUUCAAGAACUCGGAGGACAAGACAUUCUUGCGUUUGUUGGGCCUCAUGGAGGAGGGCUUCAAACUGUUUACGCUUGCAAUGCCCGUCGACUUCUUUUCGAUACUCAGAUUCGUACCCAAAGUAAACUAUGCCUACCAGAAGCUGAUCCAGAACCGUACUGAGACCAGCUCCUACUUCAAGAAGAUUGUCGACGAACAUCGCCAAACAUUGGACAAAGAUUGUAUCCGCGACUUUGUCGACGCAUAUCUUGUUCAACAGGAAAAAUAUAUGACAAGCGGACAGCACUCGUAUUUUUCGGAGGAACAGCUGAUCCAAGUGAUGAACGAUAUGUUCAGUGCCGGCCUCGAGAACGUUACGUCGACCAUCGAAUGGGCCGUACUAUUCCUGAUGAUCAAUCCGAAAGUCCAGCGACGGGUCCAAUCGGAGAUCGACGAAGUUAUCGGUGAUAAACGUUUGCCAGAAUUGGACGACUUGUCUUCAAUGCCGUACACAGAGGCCACCUUUUGGGAAGUGUUGCGCCGAAGUAAUGUCAUAGCACUGGGCAAUGCUCACUCCACUCUCGAAGAGUCAACACUAUGCGGUUACCGAAUACCCGUCGGCACAAACAUUUUGCCCAAUUUGUAUGCCAUUAAUAUGGACCCAAAGCUAUGGCUGGAACCGGAAAAGUUUGAACCCGAAAGGUUUCUCCGAAACGGCAAAGUCUAUAAACCCGACUAUUUUAUACCAUUUUCUGUCGGCCGAAGAAUGUGUUUGGGAGAUGUGUUGACCAAAAUGGAGUUUUUCCUCUUCAUGUCCAGCCUUUUGCAACAGUUUGAUCUCUGUGUUCCCCAUAAUGAAGAGCCACCGCAAGCGUUGGGCAUUACGGCGGCCACAAUGGCUCCCAAACCCUUCCAGGUCUGUGCCAUUCCCAGAAAAAGUCACCAAUUAAUUGAUUGA